CACAAUUUCAACAGAUGGCGACGCUGCAGUGUGUGUCCCAUAAGACUUGAAUUUGUCAGCCACCUUCGGUAGCACCAUGACUGAGGAGAGAGUGAAGGGAGCCUCGUCGGCUGUGGAGUUUGGGGACGUUAAAAAGGACAGAGACACGUGGGAUAACCAAUUCCAGUUCAUCUUCUACUGCUUGGGCUACGCUGUAGGAUUCGGCAACAUCUGGAGGUUCCCUUACCUCUGCUACAAGAAUGGUGGAGCGGCAUUCGUUAUACCCUACCUAAUUUUGUUGUUAAUGGUUGGACUACCCAUCUUCUUCAUGGAGCUCGCCCUCGGCCAAUAUAUCAGUCUCAGCCCCGUUGUUCUCUUCCCCAAGCUGGCGCCUAUAUUCUCUGGUCUUGGCUGGGGUAUGGUAGCAGUUUCUUUCUUCACCACCAUAUACUUCAACGUCAUCAUAGCAUGGACAUUCUUCUACACCUUCUCUUCCUUUACCUCUGAGAUCCCUUGGAGCACCUGUGAUAAUGACUUCAAUUCCGUGGAGUGUUUCACGUCUGAAUUCGCCAAAGUCUGCAGGAACCAGUCUCUCUUCUACUACAACACGAACUGCCUGAAUGCCCAGGAAUAUUGUAGUCUAGCCUCCCUCAGUGCUUACAACACAACUCACUGCUUCGACCCCCUGGAGCCUGAUUUUAUUAAGGCAGCAGCGGGCUCAGUCUACAGGAUUUCUGCCAGCGAGGAUUUUUUCAGGAACCGUAUGCUGGGUGUGACUGGGAAGAGCUGGGAGAAUAUGGGAGGGUUACGUUGGGAGCUCGUGGGUUGCCUUGCUCUGGCUUGGGUCAUCGUGGGUGCCUGUCUAAUCAAAGGUAUCAAGACCACUGGCAAAAUCGCUUACUUUACCGCCCUCUUCCCUUACAUUGUCCUAGUAAUUCUCUUCAUCAGAGGUAUCACGUUGGACGGAGCUUACCAGGGCAUAGAGUUCUACCUUCUGAAGCCCAACGUGACGCGGCUGAUGGAGGUUGAAGUGUGGGGAGACGCCGCCGGACAGAUUAUCUUCUCACUCGGGAUCUGUUUUGGGUGUCUUAUCACUCUUUCUUCUUACAACAAGUUCAACAACAACUGUAUGAGGGAUGCCGUCAUCAUCUCCUUCUCCAACUGUACGACAUCGGUGUUCAUCGGGUUGACGACAUUCAGUGUGCUGGGGUUCUUAGCCAAGGAGCUGGGGGUGGAGAUUGAAGAUGUGGUCACCUCUGGUUCUGGCUUGGCCUUUGUCGUGUACCCGGCAGCCCUCAGUCUCAUGCCCCUCCCUCAGAUCUGGUCUGUCCUCUUCUUCUUCAUGCUCAUAACCAUUGGCCUUGGAUCACAGUUUACAAUGGUGGAGACGGUAACGACGGCGUUGGUGGACCAGUUCGAGGGGCUGCGACAUAAGAAGGGACUGGUGGUGGUAGGGACGUGCCUGGUGAUUUUCCUGAUGGGAGUCAGUAUGUGUUUGGAGGGAGGCAUCUUGAUGUUUGAGCUCUUCUUCUUCUUCGCAGCAGGAUUGUCAAUGAUCGUGCUGGGCUUUGUACAGCUGUGUGCUAUCCAGUACUUCUACGGGUUCAAGAACCUGGUGAAGAACAUAGAGGAAAUGGGUAUGAAAAUGACGGGUCCCAUCUACUGCUACUGGACCACUACUUGGCUCCUGGUGGCUCCCGCUGCUCUUCUCCUGAUCGGCUUCUUCUCCGUUUACACCUUGGUACCAGCAUACUGGAGGGACUAUGUGUUCCCCUUCAGCAUCCAGGUCUUGGGUUGGUUUAUUUGCUUCACCUCCGUGGCCUGCGUACCCCUCGGUGCCUUCUACGCCAUCUUCACCAACAAGAAGAGCUGUAAGAGCCUCUUUGAGACGUCACCUGACUUCUGCCCAGCCAGCCAUAGGCAGGUGCUGAAGGCAAUGGAGGAACCGUCGGGCACCUUCCGCUAUAUCCACGAUAAUGAAGGCUACCUCCACACAGAGACCAAAGUGAUCCCAGGCGAGACAAACUGAGGCAUCAGAGCAGGAGUCGAGGAACACCACCGGCACUGUCAUCUUGAAGAACUGUCUGAGAGGAUGAAGAAUACAUUCUGAGCUUGCCACUGUACCACUAUUUUGCACCUGUAAUAGCGAAUGGCACCUGUAAUGGCACCUGUAAUGGCACCUGUAAUUGCCAAAGGGCACCUCUUACAUCAGACGUAAUAAGGAGAAUGAAACCAGUUCGUUCUCAUACCUGCAGCGUGACUGAUAGUACCAAACAGUAGACACAGGGACUUCCUCGUACACCUGUUGCAAGAAUGAACAAGAAAUUUCCCUUAACAGACAUAACAACAAAUGAAAUAAAUUAUAACUUUGUAACAACAAGUAGGACGUUUUAACAUCUCCCGCAAAUAGGGAGUAGAGAAAAAUACCAAACAAUAUUUCCCAAUAGUUGACGGAAAACAAAGACCUUGACGAACCCUGGGCCAGAAUACAAAACCUGAGACUGAGAAUCUUUUAGAAUACAAGACCUGGGCACUAGAGUGAUACAUUUUGUACUUGUAGUUUUCUUCCCUCGGAUAGAAUAAAUGUUUUAGUUUCUCUUCAUUAUAUGGUAAUUAACUUUACAUAAUGUAUCAUAUAGAUUUUACUUAAUUAUACUGAUCAUUAAUCCUUAGCAUGGUGAUACAUUUCAAUUCUGUUUAUACGAUACAUUUUUAGUGCAACUUUAAAGAUAUAAAGUUAAGUGAAAAAUGCAUUCCAAAAUUCAUCGCCCUUAUAGUCACAGAUUUAACACCUACACUUCUGCUUUAUAACAUUGUACGGUGUACCCUGUACACAUCAUCUCUGCUUCAGUACAUAUAUUAUAGUCUGGUGAGGAUAAAUUUUGUUUAGCAGAACCAGUUUUACCUAAAUAUAUUAAUUAAUGUACAGAGUCCUGACUUUCUUUCAUUAGUGAUAGAGUCACAGCUAACAUAUGUUUCAGGUACAUUGUUAUUUGUGGUGAUGUCUAAUGACUUAAGCAAUUUAUUUUAUGAGUAAACGAGAUUGAAUU
Homarus americanus (American lobster) is the source of this 3029-nucleotide messenger RNA. Its product is annotated as sodium- and chloride-dependent betaine transporter-like. Gene Ontology annotation, cellular component: membrane. Gene Ontology annotation, biological process: sodium ion transmembrane transport. Bases 77 to 2008 code for a protein of 643 amino acids. The record is from RefSeq and is a predicted model, not a curated record. Gene Ontology annotation, molecular function: L-amino acid transmembrane transporter activity. The transcript has 12 exons. Lineage: Eukaryota; Metazoa; Arthropoda; Malacostraca; Decapoda; Nephropidae.